AUGAAUAUAUGGAAAGAUUUGUAUACAAAGCUGCAUUUAUUAUUAGCAGUUGUUGAAGGCGAAGGUUUUCAGGUCAAAGCUAAUAAGAAACAAAUGUAUGGCAAUGUAUUUGAUGAUUUAAUUUCUCAACAGAUUGAAGCUAUGAUUAUGGCUAAUAACUUUUAUUUAUCAAUAUUUUAUCCAGAGGUACCCGGCGCUAUCCAGCUACAAAAUGCAAUUAUCAGAAAGGAUAAAUUUCCAGUAUAUACAAUAACUUGGAAUCCUAAGUCGUUAAUUAACUACGCUGAUUACGUCAUUCAACACCUUGGAAAUGGGGCUUCAUUUUAUCGUUGUCAAGCUCUUUCAGACUUCAAGACACUUUCGAAUCAUCUUUCUGGAAAUUUCAAAAACGAUUAUCAAAUGGAAAAUAUGAGAGGAAGUAAUAUGUUUAAUCACCAUAUUACAGAUAAUAAUUAUAAAAAUAUAGCACAAUCUCAAAAUUAUCCAAAUUAUACUUUUCCCACAUUUAUCUCAUUAUGUAAUGAUCUAAAAUUUAAUAUUGAUCCAUCUCAAAUGUUUUAUGGACGAGGAACAGAUCCACAAAUAAAAAAUGAUGUUUCGAUUCUUAUGAAAGUAGAACAUUCACCUAUUUAUCCAUUUGACAACUAUCCUCAAGAAAAUCAUUAUUUUACUCGUAGCUCCUUUAUUCCAAAGGAGUCUGUUAAUUUUUAUACUAAUUUAUUGUCACCAAUAAAUUUAAAAUGUGAAACAACGAUACAAACAGGUCCAAAUGAAAUUGCACCAAACGACGAUUUACUUCAAUCAUUAGUGGCUUAUGCCGAUAGUUUUCAACUAGAUUCAUCUGUCUAUUCUACAAGACAUGAUGAUAAAUUUAAAAAUGAAAAACCAAAAUUGUCUACUAGACGUCGUGCACAAUCCAUGUCUUAUCCAUUUGAGGAUACAUUAUUAUUUCGUAACAAAAGUUUUGAGGAUUUGUCUUACAAUAAUAGUAAAAAAGAAUCAAAUGAAUCCUCGAAAAAACGAUGUUUAUCAAUGGAAGGAGAAAUAAAUAAUGUACCAUAUAAGCAAUAUGUUGUCUCAUCCGUUGAUCCACAAUUUUGUUUUUCUACAACAAAAAUGAUGCCUUCAUUAAAUCAACCACAAUCAUCACAACCAUUUGAUGAUUAUACAAGUACAACUGGUGGUGCUAGUGUAGAAUGGGGUUAUUCGACAGAUACAGAUUUAAAUGCUGAAUCUUAUGAUUUUAAAACACAAGAUGAUGACUAUUUCAAUAUACAUACAACGUCUAAUAUUGAUCAAUUGAAUAAAGCAUACAUUCAACAAUUGAAUGUCUUUUCAAAUAUGGGAAAUACCAUUCAUAUGAUGCCUGAUUAUGAUCCGAUUAUUAAAAUUGACAAUGACUUAACAUGCAUUAAUUUACCUCAACAACAACAACAACAACAGCAACAAGAACCAUUAUCCUCAUGGAUAAACAAUAAUACACAACAACAAAAUGUAAGUGAUUCAUUAGAGGAUAAACAAGAUAGUGAUGAGUCAUCGGCAAUCGUAAUUCAUAAAAGUACGAAGGAUUAUGUAAUGAAACAAGAAGUGGCAAUACGUCUUCUUCGUCCACCAACACCACCUCCAUCAGGUCCAAUUGUUAUUCGUGAAGUUAGAGAGAAACCCAAGCGUAUUGCAUCACCAAUUAUUAUACAAGAAAAUAAAUGUAUAAAUUCCAAAACACCAUCGCCAAUUAUUUUUCGUGAAAGACCACCGGAACCACCCGAAGUCAAAGGAACACAUAUUAUUUACAAACGUAUACCAUCAACCAGAAAUCCUAGUCCACAAAUUAUUAUUGAACGUUUACCAAUUUUACCUAUUAGAAAACCACCACCAAUUGUUAUCGAAAGAUGGUUACCCUAUCCUGAACAAAAACGUAAAGUUAUUUAUGAAAAAGCAUCACCGAUUCCUAAAAAACGUCGUUCAAAAAAAGUCAUCAUUGAAUAUAAAAAUAUGAAUGUUAUUGUCGAUAAAGUUGUUAAACAUAUUGAUGGUAUUAAUAAAACUGAUCCAGUGAGGUAUAUUAAACAGUAUGGUGGUACAUUACAUUCAAAUGAAAGUUUAAAUGAAUUAUUAAAAAAUGUUGUAGAAACAUCAAAUUGUACAAAAAAGGUUAAUGAACAAAAUGCUAACCAGAAAACCAAUGAUCAUAGAUUUUCUAAUAAAGGACAUUCUAUAACAAUGAAGUAA
Molecule: messenger RNA, 2229 nt
Organism: Didymodactylos carnosus
Lineage: Eukaryota; Metazoa; Rotifera; Eurotatoria; Philodinida; Philodinidae
Source: the annotation of a GenBank genome assembly